Messenger RNA from Polyodon spathula (Mississippi paddlefish), 4654 nucleotides. RefSeq names its product voltage-dependent L-type calcium channel subunit beta-2-like. Gene Ontology annotation, cellular component: voltage-gated calcium channel complex. The record is from RefSeq and is a predicted model, not a curated record. The transcript has 14 exons. Gene Ontology annotation, biological process: regulation of voltage-gated calcium channel activity; neuromuscular junction development; calcium ion transmembrane transport. NCBI's taxonomy places the organism in Eukaryota, Metazoa, Chordata, Actinopteri, Acipenseriformes, Polyodontidae. Bases 393 to 2270 code for a protein of 625 amino acids. Gene Ontology annotation, molecular function: high voltage-gated calcium channel activity; protein binding.
UAAGCGCAUGGGAUUCGGAGAGAUCCUCUGAGAAACAUGCUGACGCUGCGCAGCUGAACGCGCACAGACCAGCAAAACCAGACAUAUACACAGUUCAUACAGUACAGCAGUUCUAGGAGCUAGAGAUCCUGAAUCGAGAGCCUGGUUACACGCGCAGGAUGUGAGCAGGGACAGGUUCAGUUUGCAUCACAAUGCAAAGAGCCGUGUUCCUGUGGAGUGCACAGUGAGGAAUGAGAAGGAGCAGAGUGGAGAAGCAAGGAGUUUGCUGCAGAGCAUGCAUCGGAAGGCAGGAGCGGCAGUGGCAGUGAUUAUGCAGAGCUCAGUGUGCACAUGUUUAGUGAGGAUCAGUGCCGGGUGCAGCGGCUGCGGACAAUAACGGAGCUUUCUGGCUAAUGAAGGCCACCUGGAUCAGGCUUCUGAAACGAGCCAAAGGAGGACGAUUGAAGAAUUCUGACAUCUGUGGUUCGGCGGACUCCUACACCAGCCGUCCAUCUGAUUCUGAUGUUUCUCUUGAGGAAGACAGGGACGCUGUACGAAGAGAAGCACAGCGGCAAGCCCAGGCACAGCUGGAAAAAGCAAAGGCUAAGCAUGUUGCGUUUGCUGUUCGGACCAACGUCAACUACAGCGCAGCCCGUGACGAUGAGGUCCCUGUCCCCAGCAUGGCUGUCUCUUUUGAAGCAAAGGAUUUCCUUCAUGUCAAAGAGAAAUUUAAUAAUGACUGGUGGAUAGGACGUUUGGUUAAAGAAGGUUGUGAAAUAGGCUUCAUCCCAAGCCCGGUGAAACUGGAGAACAUGCGAAUACAGCACGAGCAGCGGGCGAAAGGGAAAUUCUACUCAAGUAAAUCAGGAGGAAACUCAUCUGCCAGUUUAGGUGAUGUAGCUAGUUCCAGAAAAUCUACUCCACUGGCAUCUGAUACUGAUAUAGAUGCCACUGGCUUAGAUGCGGAAGACAUUGAGAGCUCAACCAACCACCGCUCCCCUAAAACAAGUCCAAACAAUGUAACGUCCCCCCUAUCCAAAGAGAAAAGAAUGCCCUUCUUUAAGAAGGUAAAGACAGAACACAUCCCUCCGUACGAUGUAGUGCCUUCUAUGCGACCUGUAGUUUUAGUGGGGCCUUCUUUGAAAGGAUAUGAGGUGACGGACAUGAUGCAGAAAGCACUGUUUGACUUUUUAAAACACAGAUUCGAAGGACGAAUAUCAAUCACACGGGUCACAGCCGACAUCUCACUUGCCAAACGCUCAGUAUUAAACAAUCCCAGUAAACAUGCAAUAAUCGAGCGCUCCAACACAAGGUCCAGUUUAGAUGCUUUGGCUGAAGUACAAAGUGAAAUUGAACGAAUCUUUGAACUAGCAAGAACCCUGCAGCUGGUAGUGCUGGACGCUGACACUAUCAACCAUCCAACUCAGCUGGGAAAAACUUCACUUGCGCCAAUCAUUGUUUAUGUAAAGAUUUCAUCUCCAAAGGUUUUACAGAGGUUAAUAAAAUCCCGAGGGAAAUCACAGGCAAAGCACUUGAAUGUCCAGAUGGUAGCAGCUGACAAACUGGCCCAGUGUCCUCAAGACAUGUUUGAUGUCAUUCUGGACGAGAAUCAGCUGGAAGAUGCCUGUGAACACAUGGCUGACUAUUUGGAAGCCUACUGGAAGUCAACGCAUCCCCCAAGCAGCAACCCUCCGAACCCUCUCCUGAGCUGCACACUAGCCACAGCAGCCCUGCCAGCCAGCCCUGUGCCCGUUUCCAACUUCCAGGGCUCCCAGGGAGAACAGAAAAUCGCGAAGUCUGCGCCUGAACGGACCGGUUCCCGAGAACAGGAGGAGGAGGAGCCCCGAACUGAGACUACGAAGAAAUCACAGCAUCGCUCCUCCUCCUCGGCCACCACACAGCACCAUACCCACCACCGGCACCACCGGAGCGGAGGCGGGACAGGCAGCCGGGGCCUUGCCUACCAGGAGACCUUUGAUGCGGAGAAGCAGGAUAGCAGGGACUCAGCCUACAUGGAGCCCAAGGAGGAGUUCACAGAGGAACAGGAUGAGCAUUACGAUUCCCACAGGGAACACAAUCACAGGGACGGGGGCGGCGGGGGUGAACACAGGCACCGAGAGUCACGGCACCGGUCCAAGGAGCGUGACCGGGAACAGGAUCACAACGAGCGCAACAAACAGCGCAGCCGGCACAAAUCCAGAGACUGCUUCAGCGAAAGGGACAGUGAAGUCAUAUCCAAAAAACGGAAUGAUGUCGCUGAAUGGAACCAGGAUGUGUACAUUCACCAGUAACUUUUGCCGACUCGGCUACAGCCCUCCACCCACCACUGUUCCCCACCAUCACACCCUUGACUCCCAAACCUACCCUUUCUUUGUGUUCCUUUUAAAUUGACAAAGAGUAAAAGAGUUUUGUGUAACAUUCGUACCUCCGGUUGACCCUACUUUCUAGUCUACAUGGCAAACCUUGCUAAUGUGAGACUACUUUGUACAGCUGUUGCUAAUACAGCAGCAGUGUUGUUAUAGAAAGAAAUAAGAUGCAUACAUAUUUUUCAUUUGUGCUCUAUUUAAAUGAGCAUGGUACAAUUUCAGACACCCCAGUGUUGUGCUGUGCUUCUUGAGGGAAUUGUUUGGUACCUGCCACUUGAACAAUAUAUAGUACAAUCAAACUACUGUUAAGAGUUUUUAAUCAAAAAUAUACAUGAGGUUAAAAUCUCCUUUGUUUUCAGCAACCUGGGAUUAGCAUUGUAAUGCAUUAUUUUUUAUGUUUUAAAUUUUUUGCAUGCUAAUAAUUGAAAGGUUAUGAAUUAUACGUACCUCUUUUGGGACUUAACUUGGUCUUGCCUUACAAGACAAAGGAAUAGUAACACAAUGUUCUGAUGCUGUCUUAAAAAGAAGUAUCAUACUGUUUGUAUUUAGACACUUUAUACCAAGUUGGACUUGUCCAAAGUGAUUUUAGUGCUUUUAAGUUGACAAAGGGUAAAUAACCCCUCACAUGGAUUUGCAGUGGUAAACAUGGUCAAGUAUGUACUGGUAUAGUUUCUAUUUUAAUUGCAUAAUUAAAAUAGAUUUGAACACAUAGAUUCAGCGAGUGUGAAUUCAGUUUUAAUUCUUAUAGAGCCCUCUCUAAUUUAAGCAGAUUAUCAAUUCUAAUAAGUCAAACCAUUUCAAAGUGCUGCAUACGUUUUAGUUACCAUUAAAUCAUCAGCCUGUUAGUUAUAUUCAGUCUACGUUUAAAUGUGUUAUGGAUAUGUGUUUUGUUGUUGUUCUAUUCUAAUUUUAUUUGGAGUUGUCUAGAUUUACAUUUAGUGUUAUGCUAGUUCCCAUUUUAUUCUGCACUAAAAUUGAUUUUAAAGUAGACUGAAUAUACAUUUUUUCUAAAUGUGAAAUCAUUUUCAUUUCAAUCAAAUUCAUUUUUUUUUUUUUUUUUUUUUGGAAGUGAAAAAUUAAGUUACCUCUGCCAUUAGUCUUUAAACUGCUUUCUCUUUGUUGUUUUGUGAAUAAAACUGUCACAUUAAAAAGCAUUUUUCAAGCUUCUAAAACAUUGCUUAACUGUGCUGGGUACUGAAUAAGCACGUGGUUGAUUUAUUAUUAUUAUUAUUAUUAUUAUUUUCCAAAAAAUAUUUGUAAGCAUUUGUAUAUACUUCAGAAUUGCCUUUGUAGAUAUUGACAGUAUGUGAGCAUAUGAACCUGUUGCACUGUUAAAUGGAUUUUAUUUAUUUAUUUAACUGUACAAAUGGUGGCUAUUAUGUACAUGUUGAUUUUAACAUGUAUGACUCUCAUUGCAUCAACAUGAACUGUGUUCCAAUGCUUUUGCUAUACAACAAAGAUAUUUGAAUCAUUUCAACUGGGAUAGGUUAAUGUUCUUCCUGUUUUAGCAUCUUUGCAGACAGUAUACAUUUGGCAUGAUCAAUGAGUUUUUCUGGCUUUUGUUUUCAACCUUUUUUCUGCUUGGAGACUAAAUGCACAAUUCACUCACUGAUAUAAUUUCACAUAGACUUCUUUUAUGUGUUUAAAAGGUCUCAAGUGGCUAUUUAAAGAAUGUACAUUGAACAUAUGUGUAAAAAUAAAAAAUAAACUUCAGAACAAAGAAACAAAAACGACAGUGUUUUUAAAACUGCAAGCCAAAAGCACACACUAGUUUUUCCCAAUAGACUGGCCAUUAGAACCUAAAAUCACAAUAUUGAAUACUAGUGUAUCCACUUGUUCUGACAGUGGAAUGGCCUAAGCACUGUUAAAACAGGAUACACUACACCAGUGAUUGCAGUUUAAGUUAUUUCAGGGUGGGUUAUUUAGAGAACAGGCAGAAUGGUAAUCUGAUUUUGUUCAGACCUUUAAAUGGUGUAAAUGUUGCACAACGCUUGCUGAUCUCCUAAGUGAUGAUGUUUAAGCACUAUAAUUUGAAGUGCUGUGGCUCACAAUGUUCAUGCAAGGGACAUAGCUUCUCGUUUAACAAAAACUGAAUGAUAAUAACCUAACAUUUCCUUUCAAGUACCAAAUGUAACUAUUACCGUAUGGGUGAGUGUAUCAAGGGCAAUAUUGCAGAACAACUGGAAUGCUGCAAGGUGAAGCCAAGAGGCUGCCUUGUGCAUUACCAUAUUGCUGGGCAAAAACAAUUGAGGGAUAAACUCCCAUCUGUGCCUGUGUUGUAAGGGUAACAUUUUGUCCUGUCAACGUAG